CACCAACAAACACACACAGAGACACCUGUACACACACACAGACAUGUACAUACACACACACAUACACACACAGAAACAUAUACACACACGCACAGAGACACAUGUACACACAUACAGACACACGUAUACACACACAGGCAUGUAAAGACAUGCAUACACACAGAUACAUGUACAUACACAGAAAUACACACGCACAGACACAUGUACACACAUACACAUGUACACACAGACACAUGUACGUACAUAGACACAUGUACAUGCACACAAAGACACACAUGUACAUACACACAUACAUGUACAUACACACAGACACAUGUACAAUUGUACAAGCAUACACAGACACACACACACACACGUACACACACACACACCACCCCAAUAAAAAGUUGCAGUACUUCGUUGUUCACUCACAGAGCUGGGUACUGCACUCUAGGGGGAGGCAGAGAGCACAGCACACACUCCUUCCUUUGCUUUCACUUCGCACAGCUAUUGAGCAGUCUGACGGCUCCCAGUGCCAAUAGCAGAUCUGGCCUGAGCUCCAAGCCUGCUCAGCAAGAUGGCCCUGGGAUGCACACUCGCCCUCACCAUAAUUUCCACUCGCCAUUGGCGAACAGGCGAGUGGAAAUUUCAAAC
Messenger RNA from Staurois parvus, 633 nucleotides. NCBI's taxonomy places the organism in Eukaryota, Metazoa, Chordata, Amphibia, Anura, Ranidae. The record is from the annotation of a GenBank genome assembly.